CUGGAAGAGGGGGAGGCGAAAGCUUGCCAACUUCACCUGUUGUUCUCUUGCAAAGCACAUGAAAGACAUAUGUAUACCUUGUUAAUCGUUUCUAAAUAGCCGGGGGAAUAUAUCACAAGGUCCUACCCCAGAUUAUCUAUCCAGGUGUCUCUCUCCCUCAUCCUCUUCCAUUGAGAUUGGCAACUUCAACUACUCCCAAAUCAUCACCAAGCUCAACCAGAAGCCACCUCCAGUAUCACAACCAUACUACAGCAAUAACCUCUAUAUCCUUCCGACACACACACACACACACACACACACACACACACAUCAUGGCGCCCAGACAACAACGCCAAAAGGCGCCUUGCUACGUCCUCGGCGUCGGCAUGACCAAAUUCAUCAAGCCCCGCGGCAAGGUCGACUACACGGAGCUGGGCUUCGAGGCCGGCGUCAAGGCCAUGCUCGACGCCCAGAUCAACUACGACGACGUCGAACAGGGCGUCGCCUGCUACUGCUACGGCGACAGCACCUGCGGCCAGCGCGUCUUUUACCAGUUCGGCAUGACGGGCAUCCCCAUCUACAACGUCAACAACAACUGCUCCACGGGGUCCACCGGCCUCGCCAUGGCCCGCAGCUUUGUCUCGUCUGGCGCCGCCGACUGCGUGCUCGUCGUCGGCUUCGAGAAGAUGAUGCCCGGCUCGCUGCAGAGCUUCUUCAAUGAUCGGGAGAACCCCACGGGCACGACCAUCAAGAUGAUGGCUGAGACGAGAGGCAUCACCAACGCGCCCGGCGCUGCGCAGAUGUUUGGCAACGCUGGGCGGGAGUACAUGGAGAAAUACGGCGCCAAGGCCGAGGACUUUGCGGAGAUCGCCCGCAUCAACCACGAGCACUCCACAAAGAACCCCUACUCCCAGUUCCAGGACGUCUACACCCAGGAGCAGAUCCUCAAGGCGCCCGAGAUCUUUGCGCCCCUGACAAAGCUGCAGUGCUGCCCGACCUCGGACGGCGGCGCCGCCGCGGUGCUCGUCUCGCAGGCCUUCCUCGACGCGCGGCCCCACCUCAAGGACCAGGCCGUCCUCGUCGCGGGCCAGUGCCUCGCCACCGACGUCCCCUCGCUGUUUUCCCGCUCUGCUAUCGAUCUCAUGGGCUUCGAGAUGACGCAGCACGCCGUCAAGGCCGCCAUGGGCGAGGCCGGGCUUACUCCCAAGGACGUGCAAGUUGUUGAGCUGCAUGAUUGCUUCUCGGCCAACGAGAUGAUUGUGCUCGAUUCGCUUGGGUUGGCGGAGCCCGGGAAGGCGCACGAGCUUGUGAGGCGCGGGGACAUCACGUACGGAGGCAAGUACGUCGUCAACCCGUCGGGCGGGCUGAUUUCCAAGGGGCACCCGCUCGGCGCCACGGGUAUCGCGCAGUGCGCCGAGCUGGUCUGGCACCUGCGCGGCUGGGCCAACAACCGUGCCGUGAAGGGGACCAAGGCCGCGCUGCAGCAUAACCUGGGCCUGGGAGGCGCCGUGGUGGUGACGGUGUACCGUCGUGCGGACGGUAAGGAGGCUCCGGCGAUUGAUUCUGCGGCGGUGGGCAAGGCGAAUAAGCUUGGGUAUAACCCGGCGGUCGAGGCCAAGGGGUUCACGGCGCAGCAGGCGGCGGCUGUGAGGAGUAAGACCAAGAAGAGCGAUUGGGCUCUGCAGGAUACGGAGGAGAAGGUUGAGGCGCGGUUCUAA
Colletotrichum scovillei is the source of this 1697-nucleotide messenger RNA. Its product is annotated as nonspecific lipid-transfer protein. NCBI's taxonomy places the organism in Eukaryota, Fungi, Ascomycota, Sordariomycetes, Glomerellales, Glomerellaceae. Gene Ontology annotation, molecular function: acyltransferase activity, transferring groups other than amino-acyl groups. The coding region runs from base 312 to 1697 and encodes 461 amino acids. The record is from RefSeq and is a predicted model, not a curated record. The transcript has 2 exons.